AUGGCCGGCCCCAAGAAGCCCAGAUGCACCUUCAAGGAGUGCGGAGCUGCCGCUCAGCGCAUCGUCGGCGACUGCGGAUUCUGCGACGGUCACUACUGUGCCAAGCACCGUCUGCUCGAGGACCACAAGUGCACAGGCCUGGAAGACUGCAAGAAGGAGUCACACCAGCGCAACGCCGCCCAGCUCGAGGCUGAGCGGACACACGUAAUCCGGGGUGUAUAG
This is a messenger RNA of Microdochium trichocladiopsis, 222 nucleotides long. RefSeq lists its product as uncharacterized. Bases 1 to 222 code for a protein of 73 amino acids. The record is from RefSeq and is a predicted model, not a curated record. The transcript has 2 exons. NCBI's taxonomy places the organism in Eukaryota, Fungi, Ascomycota, Sordariomycetes, Xylariales, Microdochiaceae. Gene Ontology annotation, molecular function: zinc ion binding.